Messenger RNA from Cornus florida, 682 nucleotides. RefSeq lists its product as uncharacterized. The record is from RefSeq and is a predicted model, not a curated record. The transcript is spliced from 2 exons. NCBI's taxonomy places the organism in Eukaryota, Viridiplantae, Streptophyta, Magnoliopsida, Cornales, Cornaceae. The coding region runs from base 95 to 667 and encodes 190 amino acids.
AUAAAAAAGAAAGGAGGAUGGAAAACAAACAGCCAUUAAUGAUGCAUGCAAGAAAGAGUUGAGAGGAAGAGCGUGUGCUGCUUUUGCAAGGUGGAUGUAUGAUGCAGGAAUUGCAUUCAAUGCUGUUAAGUAUGAUAGCUUUGCCGAGGUUGUUGAAGCAAUUGGACAAUAUGGUCCUGGCAUGAAACCACCUAGUUAUCAUGAGGUGAGAGUUCCUUUGCUUAGGAAGGAAUUGGAUAAUACCAAUGCUUUGAUGAAUGACCAUAGGGAGGAGUGGUCAAAAUUUGGAUGCUCAUUAAUGGCAGAUGGGUGGACAGACAAGAGAGGGAGAACAUUGCUUAAUUUCCUAGUAAAUAGUCCAAGGGGAACCAUGUUUAUUGAGUCGAUAGAUACUUCUUCUUUUUCAAAGGAUGGUGACAAGAUGUUUGACUUACUUAAUAAAUUUGUGAACCGCAUUGGAGUAGCAAAUGUCGUCCAAGUCGUCACAGAUAGUGAGUCAAGCAAUAAGUAUGCCGGGAGGAUGUUAGAGAAAGAACACCCACAUUUGUAUUGGACCCCAUGUGCUGCUCAUUGCUUAGACUUGAUGUUGGAAGACAUUGGGAAAAUACCGUCCAUCUCUAGAACAAUGCAGAGGGCAGUGGAGUUGAAUAGUUAUAUUUAUAUGUGACCAAAGUUGUUGAAC